Molecule: messenger RNA, 1635 nt
Organism: Exophiala spinifera
Lineage: Eukaryota; Fungi; Ascomycota; Eurotiomycetes; Chaetothyriales; Herpotrichiellaceae
Exons: 1
Coding region: 1-1635 (544 amino acids)
Source: RefSeq, a predicted model, not a curated record
AUGGACCUGAGAAGAAUACGUAAGGAAUUCACGAGUGUCAAGAGUCGACUUGACAAGUCCCGCCCAUUCGCCAGAUUCCAACCGUUGGUCUUUGUGGCUUUGGCGAUUCUCUGCCUCCCGUUGUCGACGGCCCUGCUGUUCAUCAAUUACCUGUAUAUACUCCUAUUCGGCCGGGGACGAUCCAGAAAGUCAAAAGCGACGCCUGCAAGGACAAUCCUGCUGAGUGGCAUCAACACGGCCCAAGGACUGAAACUCGCCAGGGCGUUCCACCAAAAUGGACACAAAGUGGUCGGCGUCGAUUACGAACCAAUGUGCUUUCCCAUCCACGUCCGUUUCUCCAGCGCCUUGACGCGCUUCUACCGCCUCCGCCCGGUGCCAGAACAGCGACGAGCUCCCGCGUACAUCCGAACACUGAACUACAUCAUCGAGCAAGAAACCGUCGACGUCUGGAUCGACUGCACCACCGGGGUUGACCCCACUGUAGAAGGCCACGCCCGAACCGUGAUCGAGCAGACGACAAGCUGCCGGUGCUUCGCUCUUCGCAUGGACGACAUAGCUCAUUUCGCGUCGCGAGACUCCUGCUUGGCGUGGCUCAGAAGUAUGGAUCUGCCCGUUCCCGAAAUCCACAGCAUCAAAUCCCGAGACGAAGUGCACCAUGUGCUGAACAAGUCGCGCGGCUCACGACGGUACAUGCUCUACAGUCCCGGACACGGGCCAGCAGGAGUCGAAGUCAGCUCUAUGAGGACGCUUCUCCCUCGUCGAACGCUGAGCCAGACUUACCACGCGCUAUCCCUUGUGCCCAUCCAAAAGACCAGCUCGGAGCUUUGGAGACUCGAGCAGAUCACGGAGGGACUGCCCAGAUACUCGGCGUUUGCGGUCGUCGUUCGAGGACGUGUCACCGCCUUCUCUGCAAGUAGACAGAGAGGCCAGGCUUAUCUCGAACCAAUCGACGCCACAGCCGCCUUUGGACACGGGUUGCUUCGCAUCGUGCAGACUUUCGCAAAGCACCAGGGCGACGAUUUCACGACACACAUUGGAUUCGACUGUUGCGUCGACGAGCAACUCACGGACGGCGGGAUAGUGCAGAAGAUUCUGAUCCUCGGCACCUCAGUCCAGUCUUUGGCCAGUGUGUUAUCGUUCCAAGGACCGUUCGCCACGGAUUCAUUAUGCCGCGCCUACUUAUCCUGUCUCUCCGACGAUGUGGAUGACAAGAAUACGCGCAUUGAGACAUUGCAAAACAGCUCCACUGCCCCAGGGAUACAGGCUGUCUCGGCCCCCGAAGUUGUGACGCCAAACCCCUCGUCGGCUCCGGUCUACUGCUUUGGCCAAGACCUGUUGAAGCUCGGAUACGAACCACUGUUGAGUUGGAUGAGUUUGAAAUCCGCGUGUACAUUUGCGCAUGUUGUGCAGAGCUGGCUCUCUUUCCUGAAACACUUGGUGUUCUGCCAGGACGAUAUCUAUGACAUUUACGACCCGUUGCCCUUUUGGUGGUCAUACCAGGUCUACGUCCCGCUGCGGCUUCUGACUGCCACCUUUAGAGGUGAGAUUGAACGCGACCUGUGCGGUACGAGGCGUGUUUGUGACUAUGUGAAUGAGGGUGAAAAUGGACUUGCAAAAGAGGCCCCAACGAUGUGA